Molecule: messenger RNA, 10891 nt
Organism: Coregonus sp. 'balchen'
Lineage: Eukaryota; Metazoa; Chordata; Actinopteri; Salmoniformes; Salmonidae
Source: the annotation of a GenBank genome assembly
AUGCCACACUCGAGACGGUACCCGUCCUCAGAAAGGGCCAGCCGGAGCAGCUAUCAAGACCGAGACAGAGGACGCAAGCAGAGGCACCGCAGAUCGCCCUCUUUUUCCUCUAGCAGUGACCGGGAUAGAGACAGAAGGGGACGGGGAAACCGACAGGAGGGAAGCUACGCUCGCUCCAGGAGGUGUGUUUGUAUGGUUGUAUUAUAUUUGUGUACUUGCAUACUAAAUAGUUGGUAUGGAAGCUUUUGUACUGUAUGAUAGUUUAUCUGGUAUAAAUGUUUUUUUUAAAACUCUCAAUAGGUUAAUGUACCAGUAUCAGAGUGCUCUGAUGGCAUUCAUUGAAUAACGUGUAACCUGAGUUUCAACAAUGUGCCGCCUUAAAUGGUCAAAGACACCACUGCUCUAAGCCGUUGUGUUGGGUGCUUCUGUUGCAGCUACGAUAAUCGUUCGGCAGACCGCAGGCCAUACGACCGACGCUAUUGUGAGGGCUACCGGCGCCUGGACCAGAGCCGCGAACGAGACCGCGGAAACCGGGAAAGGGAACAUGGAGGUGCACCAGCAGCAGCCGACGGUUACUACGCACGUGACUUCUCACCGAACAUGUGCGACUACCGGCGGGGGCGCGAGAGGGAACGGGAGGAGUCGUACCGAAGGAAGGGCAGCAGGCGUAAGCACAAACGAAGGCGGCGUAGAACCAGGUCCUAUAGCCCAUCCUCCUCGGUGAGUACAGCCCGGCCCGAGCUUGUCCUUUAACCCUCCCGCUCCUUUCUUUCUAUCUUUCUCUACUCCUCUCUUUCCCUCAUGUCUUUCUGUCUCUACUUCUCUAUAACCUUCUUGUCCACAGCUCCUGGACUUGGUAAGUAGUACAAUCUUUUUUGUUUUGUUUUUGUCAGCAGGAUUUGAAUAGUUUUGUCUUAGUUAAUUCCAGAUUUACCUUCUACAAUCUUCUCAUAAAAUGUGUUGUGUAGUGAGACAUUGACUGUUUUUGGACACACGUUGUGGAUAAAGCAUAAUCCACAUUCUCUCCUUCUGCGUUAAGUAGACAAAUGAGAGAGGGGACCAUAGGGUGGGAUGUAUCUAUGUAUUACUGAUUUUAAUCUUGAAGAACUAUUUUCUGCUUGAUUGCCUUAUCAUCCUCUCAUUUUAUUUGUUUUCUUGGGAAGUACUCUGCUUCAUUUUAUGUGGGCAAUAUCAUAGCUUGAUGUAGAUAUUUUUGGUAUUUUAUGAAUUGGCUUUUUGUUCAUGAAUGGAUAUGCAGGUUGCUUCCUUAUUUGUAAUAACACGGGUUAAAAGGUAGAGGGGGAGAGAAGCAGAGGACAAAAUGUGAUCUUUGACUUGUUCCCUUGCACUAUAUCCCUAUCGUUAUAUAUUUCCUCACGUGGUGUCAUACGAAUCGCCCUAUGACCACCAAACCCACCUACAACCACUACGUCAACUACAACAUCACCCUCCUCCUCCCUCCUCCUCUACCUGUGCCGCCUUCCAUCGCCGUGGCUACGGCUGCCCCUGAAAACCCCCUGUCCCCUGUCGGUCGUGUCGUGACCUGCUAAUGCCGUGGGGGCUGAAAACAGCGGAGUGACAGCCGGACGCGGGCACUGAGUGUGAGGGACGACGAGGAAGGGCACCUGAUCUGUCGGAGUGGGGACGUCCUGCAAGAGAGAUGUACUCACUGCCACUACUCUAUCGUAACCCUUCUCCAUAUGAGUAUUUAAAACCAUAGAGCAUUCACUGACAGGGGAAUGCCUGAUGAUGAUGCCAUGGUAGAAUGCUGUUGGCUCUAGCUCAAAAAGCAGGGUGGAUAGCACACAUUUUUUUGAGGAUACCGGUUUUAGAUAAAUACUGCUCGUUGUGUUGAGGCUAUCCCACUGUGGUUUUAUAUCAGAAAUAUUAGAUUUUUUCCCUAACACAGCAUAUCCUUUUAACUUCUUAAUUGUCUCUCUUGCGCUUUAGUUUAAACUCAAGUCCAGGUCUAAAUACAUGUAUUUUUUAGUAAUACUUUCAUUGGGAAAAGCAAUUAGGAACGUUUAUGUUUUGAAUAGUUUUCCAACCCCUCAUCUAGCCCUUUCCUUCAAAACUAACAUGAGGCCUACCUAGUAAACAUCCAUAGGGCCUCUACAACAUUUAAGUUGUCUGCAGUGUUGCAUUUUUGAUGCUACACUUUAUAAAAUUAUUUUUAGUGGUAAAUUAAGAGCAUGAUUUAUAUGGUUAAAAACCACAUUAUGAUCCAUGAUCUCAUAACACCCACCCACCUCUUAACAUAUAGUUUUACCAUUUUCCAGCUCGCAUCCCUGGCAUGACUUGUAUGUUAUCUUCCAGUUUGAAACCACAUUUAUUUGCUUAGUGUGCACAUUAACACUUAUUUCACAAGUUUUGCUUGAGUGGGUUUUUCAAUUACAUAGGUUAACCAGUAAAACCCAACACAUUUCUCUCUCCUGACGCCCUUGCUCUAAAAUAGGCACACCACCACAACAUCUGUAGGAAUAUACUUUUUUGUUUUCCUUCCUAUAGGCUGCUGGGGGGCACUCUAAAUUUUUCCCAUUAUUUGUUCUGGUAGUGUGUGGACCCCAAUUAUCAUAGGUUAUCUAGGACCGUGUAAAAGUAAAGAUUUUCUUUAGGCAUUCCAUUUGUCCACAACCUGAAAAGGGGGAUGGGUGCUAGCAUUGAAACGCCUGUCACUUUUUUUGCCUUGGUGUCCCUGCUCUGGUCCACAUGUCUAAUUCUUCUCUUCCCUUCUUUCCCGCUCUCUUUCCCGCUCUGUCUGUCUUCCAGAUGAGAUUGUCAGCACUCUGGGGGAAGGCACCUUUGGGAGGGUGAUGCAAUGUAUUGACCAUCGUCGGUAUGUAUCCACAUAAAAACAACUGCUCUGACUGUUAGCUGGUGGCCCUUUAAAGCCUCCGGAGUCCUAUUUUUUUUCUCUUAAGUGUUCCCUCUCCCUGCACUAGGUGUUUACUAUUUACAAACAGUAGUUCUAGAGUUAGAGCCCUCCUCCUUCAGCUGAUCCUGUUAUUCCAUCAUGUCGUGGCCGUUUGCUGAGGGUGGAUUAGCGCCUGCACUUAGGCUGAAUAUAGACCUCUGUGUGCUUCCCUAUGGGCCCUGGUCAAAAGAAGUGCACUAUAAAGGAAAUGAGUUGCCAUUUGGGACGCAGCCUCUGCCUCGCUCACCCUCCCUUUAAUUAUGGAAGAGCGUCGUCACUCCGUGCCAGUAGAAAUGCAAACCAUGCGCGGCAAUGAUACCCCGUGCAAAUUUGUUCCUUGCUAAUGUCCCUGCCUAUGCUCCCUUAAGCACAAUACGAGUUUGAACUUUAAUGUGAUAAAGCCAUACUUAAUUUUGGGAACAUAACAUGUUGCAUAAUCAACAUGCAAGGACAAGGGAAUAUAAUUUACUCAUCUCAAUACAGUUUGCUUGUAUGAAAUAAUGUGGAAUUGCAUGGCUUUGAGACCCUAUUUUCUCAACAAGGUUAUAGAAUUGGACAAAUUAAAGAGACUGAAAUAUCUGUUUUCAAAAGCUAUCUUUAGGGUAUCCAUCUUUUUUUAGCUACCAAACCUGUGACACCAGGUUCCCAAGCAACGGCACUAACUUGGGUUAUGUAGAUGGACCUACUUUAGGGAAUCACAGCUUUGCACCAUAAGGUAUUCCCUCAUGUAUUGUGUGUCUAUAUUCAUAUGUGGUGUGGUUAGUUAUAUCUUUGUCAUGCAUACUGUAUGUGUCUUACAGGGGAGGGGCCGCUGUUGCUCUGAAGAUCAUAAAAAAUGUGGAGAAAUACAAGGAAGCAGCUCGUCUGGAGAUCAAUGUGCUGGAGAGAAUCAAUGAGAAGGACCCGGAAAACAAACAGUGAGUAGCCUACUACUGACUCAGACCACUACGGUGUAUUGUUCAGUACCAGGGAUUUUUCUGCCAUUUAAAUACUUGGGCGGGCCACCUAAGCGUUUUUUCAGGUCGGCUGAGUCAAAACAGUGUACUUUUUAAAAACAAAUAAUUACAUUCCUUUUCUGAAUGGAAAAACACUUUCAGUGUAAAAUUAAAUGACUAAAAUCAGAUAUAAAGUAUGUAGAAAAUAAUGGACCUGUAUAUUUUGAAGUAAUAUAAUCUUUGAGAACUAACAAUCACUAAAAUAAAAGCUAGACAGUCAGGGAGACUUGAAAAUUCCAAAAACAAUGAAUUUAGCAGUAUUGAUUUUAUUAGGUUUGAGCAAAAGAGGCUUAUUAGGUUUAACAUUUUGAGCUUUUUAAACUGCACAAUUUUCUCUCAGCUCCAUGGCAAACUGUUUAGAAUUGCAGGAAAUUAGCAUUAAAACUGCACAAAUGUAUCUCGGCUCCAUGGAUAAAUCUGUAGAAUUGCAUGAAGUUGGCUUAAAAAUGCAAGCAUUUCUCUACAUCACUGAGAUGGGGGGCCUCAGAAAUUCAGCCUUGCUGACCAUGCCCAUUGCCACACCCACCACCUAAACACCUUUUUGAUCCAGAAAAAAACCUGAUUACACACGAUCCUGUAUCAUUUUGUUUUUAUUGAAUUAUGUUUGCUUUGUUAGUUACAUGUAAUAUGUAACCCCUCUCCUCAUCUUUCCUCCCAGCCUGUGUGUGCAGAUGUAUGACUGGUUCGACUACCACGGCCACAUGUGCAUCUCCUUUGAGCUGCUGGCCCUCAGCACCUUCGACUUCCUCAAGGAGAACAACUACCUGCCCUAUUCCAUCGCCCAGGUCCGACACAUGGCCUACCAGCUAUGCCUGUCUGUCAAGUGUAAGUUUAUAUAUUGAUUUGUUUAUUUUUAAAAAUGAUUGCCUUUAUUUAAACGGGUAAGUCAUUGAGAACACAUUUUCUUUCACAAUAACAGCCCGAGAUAAGUGCACUCAGAUACUAGCAGUCAACUAGUCAUAAUUCUCGCUCCAAAGCCUGGCUGUCAAUUGUAAGUGCACUCCGAUAUUACGCUACUAUCUUGUAUUUAUUGCCUUUAUUUAACCAGAUGAGUUAUCAAGAGCACAUUCUCUUUAACAAUUUCAACAUGACCUACCAACUGGCAUAAGUCUCACUCCAACAACCAAUGCCCUACAUAGACCCCAAACACUACCAUCACACAAUCCUUCAUUCAUUCCUUUUUGUUGAUUUAGCCUCCCCCUCCUUACUCACCUAGAGAGAGGUUGGAAUUGGAAUGUAAGGCCACCAUUGUUUGCAAUAAGAAGCCUUUAGCCACAUAAGGGCAUCGUUGGUUCAACCGUGGACCACCAUCGAAUGUGAAUGGCUGUUGGGAUUUUAACUGGGAUUUUCUCCUCACAGUUCUUCAUGAUACCAAGUUGACGCACACAGACCUGAAGCCAGAAAACAUCCUGUUUGUCAAUUCUGACUUCACUAUGACCUAUAACGUAGAGAAGGUGAGACGAGGAGUCAGACCUCAGGAUAAUAGGCUUUCUGCAGAGCCUGUUUUGCUUUCAUAGGAUGCAUCCCAAAUGGCACCCUAUUCCCUAAUAGUGCACUACUUUUAACCAGGGCCUGUUCAAAAGUAGUGCACUACAUAGGGAAAUGGUUGCCAUUUGGGACAGAACCUGAGUGUCAUCGCAAAUGCUUUGGCAGUCAGAUAUUGCCUGAAGUGCAAAUGAUGAUUAGGCCUAAAUGUCCCAAAGCAAAACAAAUGGGAAACAGGUAUGGUUUAAUGUCAGAAGCAUGAAAAUAGAUAAUGUCAAGGUUACUAGAUAUCAGGAAUGGACUAAUCAAGGUGUCACUGACUAGCCCCUUGUCUAAAAGUUUAGCUUUACUUGUUUCAUGAGGUUUGAAAUCAAGUUUGUGCAUUCUGCCUUUAAAAAAAAAAGAAGAAAACAAAGUUCUAAACCAUGUCCUUUUCACCUUCCUCCCUACAGAAGCGCGACGAGCGGACAGUGAAGAGCACAGACGUACGGGUGGUGGACUUUGGCAGCGCCACGUUUGACCACGAGCACCACAGCACCAUCGUCUCCACAAGGCACUACCGCGCCCCGGAAGUCAUACUAGGUGAGUGACCUCCCACUUCAGACUCCAGAGUUACCCCUAUCUUCCUUCAGGCCAGUUAGAUGAACAAUUGGAUGAGGACUUUUCUAAACUAAGGGUGGUGUAACCACUACAUUGGCAAUGCACUGCUAUAGUCUGUCUGGUUGCUUCAAUUGGGCGAGGAGGGCUAUUCUAAAACAGAGGGGGUGUUCCUUGGCAGUGGCAUUGAACUGCCAUAGUCUGCCAGUUCUGUUCCAGUCAGGCAGACACUGAACAACAAUCCACAGUCAGACACUAAGCACAGUUGACCGGCUUUAGUGCAUGAGAUGAGAAAUAGUUGAGUGUGCUUGCUCAGAGUUGAGCUGGGUUGAUUGUCUUUUCACAUACUUUCAAAGCUCAAGGUGUAAACUUACCCUUGGCCUCCUUGUUCUAUUUAAAGAAAUUCAAUCUUCACCCUCUUGAUCUACAAUGCUUGUUGUGAAGUCACAACCAAUGUUUAGGCAGAAAGCUGCUGCUGCUGAAACUUUGGUUGUUGCUUUUGGUAAAUCGAAGCACUGGAGCAAGCGUGUGAGGCUAGGGUCUUUAAAUUGAACUUUUUUUAUUCGGUUCCACCAGCCUACACAGCACCAAUUCAGAUGUGCAUUAAACAAUAAGGGGCCAUUUCCUGGACACGGAUUAAGCCUAGUCCUAUACUGAAAAGCAAGCUAAAUGGAGAAUCCCAAUUGACAAUACUUUUUAGUCCAGGAUUAGGCUUAAUCUGUGUCCGGGAAACCACCAGAAUAUUUGUUUACCCAUUCUGUGUUUUGUCCUGUAGAGCUGGGCUGGAGCCAGCCUUGUGAUGUGUGGAGCAUCGGUUGCAUCCUGUUCGAGUACUACCUGGGCUUCACCUUGUUUCAGGUAAAACCCCACUUCCCUUCCCAACCCCAUGCUGUCUGUGGCGACAGCUGCCUCCAAGAUUUCUCGGAGUCUGGUCGAUUCAGGUUGUCAGGAGUGAAAGAAGCCCAGAAUGGCUUGCUGCCUGGUCACUUGGAUUGGUCAGCCCGGAAUCGGACCAGUAUCACACCAACAUGUGUACCCACAAAUACAUUCGCACACUCUGAGCCAGAGACCGCAGCAGAUAAACACAGCUGCUAAUCCUAUUGGGAUCAACCCUUGGUUGAGGUUGUCCUCCGUGUUCUGAGUUUUGCCUGGCUACCAUAGGUGAUAGCUCUCACAUUCUAUUCUGCUCAUUCUGUUCAAAGCUCUCAACUUCAGACACAUUUUACUCUGUUAUCAGUAAAAUUGUUGCAAGAUAGGUGAGGUCUCUAAUGCUGUAUGUUGGCAAAGGUCUAGUUGCUGAUAUCCACUAUCUACAUUUAUGGUCAUUUAUACACUAAAAGAGAUGAAUGGUGAUGAAAGAGAUGACAUUAAGAUUUACCUUUGCUAUUUUGUUUGUUCAUCCCUCCCUCAGACUCAUGAUAACAGGGAGCAUCUGGCCAUGAUGGAGAGAAUACUGGGGCCGGUGCCCUCCAGGAUGAUACGCAAGACAAGGUCAGAACUCGCACACGACCAGGUGCAUCUGUGUAGUUGUAGGUCAAAAAGUAAUCCAUCACACACCCCCAUAGUGUUGUUUUGUCUAGUGUCUAGUUGUUGACGCAGAGCAUCAAAGUAAAGUUGUGGGUUUAAGCCACAUCAAAGGGCCUGUUAGUAAUAGGCUGGACAAUAGAACAAGUCAAAAUUCACCCAAGGCUGAAAAAUGGCCAAAGGAAGUUGGCUGAGCUGGAACACUAAUGUGAGGCAAUAGCUAAUUAAUUGAAACUAACCUUCGCAGAGCCUCUUCUGACUGGAGUGAUGCUUAGAAUUACAUUUCCCCUAAAUGGCUCAAAAUAAAUUAUCCCUUUUUAUUUUACCACUACAAUCUGUUCUUAGGACGAAACUGGGGGGGAAAAAACAUUUUACAUUUUAGUCGUUUAGCACACUCUUAUCCAGAGCGACUUACAGUUAGUGAGCGCAUACAUUUUUUUUUUUCAUACUGUGUAGGAAAAAAAAACGUGUGUAGAAAGUAAACAUCCGCACCUCGACGGUGUCAACUGUGCUUAUGUCUGCGUAAUGAGGAAGUAGGGAAAAAAUGAAAACAUCUGACUAUUUCUGGUCUAGUGAUCGAUGACAACCGAGCUCGCUGCCCAGACAACAAUGGUCCAUAUAUCCUUUAACCAAAAACACCAUACAUUAGUUAAUUAUUUAAAAAAACUUUCUUAAGAUGGGUAACAUUAUCUGCCAAAGUCACACCCCCUUAAAACACCAAUCGGCUAAAAAGCUAGGAUGGGGCUGGAGAAAUGUAACCACUACAAUGUACAGACAGAUUAUUUUAUUUAGCAAACAUUCUUAUCCAGAGCAAUUUUCAGGAGCAAUGAGGUUAAGUGCCUUGCUCAAGGGCACAUCGACAAAUGUUUGCCUAGUCUGCUCAGGGAUUCGAACACUCAACCUUUGGGUUACAUUGUUCAUUGUUAUGCUGUAAAUGGCUAUUUUAUGGUUGCAAGUGAUAGAAUUAACUAACAAAUAUUGUAUAUUUUGCAAUUCUGAGUAAAUAAUACUUCAGUAAGGAUAUACACUUUAUUCAGUGACCUUAGGUAUAGAAACUGAUGGUCAGAUCAAUACAUGGCUUCGAAAAAUGUUGUUUCAAUUGCUAAAUAAUUCCAAUAGAUGGCAGCAUAAGACCACAAAUGAAAUCUCAGAAGAUCCGUUUUCUUUCCCUGGAUACAUUUUUCUGCUCCCUCAAAAGCAACACAGGCCUAAUACAAGAGAUAUAUCUGUAAAGUAAUGAGUAACCAUUUUAGAAAAUCAUGGGACAUAGUUUUUGGUUGCAUGCUAUUUUAUGUCAAUCAUAUUGCUGCUAUAGACUAUAACUGAUGCUUUGUGGUCUUGUGCUGCCAUCUAUUGGAAAUAUUUAGCAAUUAAAAGUUAUUAAUUCACAUAAAGACAUUGGUGAGGCAGCUGAGAAAUAGUGUAUGUUUCUUAUUAAUACCUGAGAUCAGUCUCAAACCUGCCCCACCUAUCCCAGUCAAUUGCUGGACUUUCACAUAGGAGUUACUAUGUCACACCCAGUUCAAACCACAUCAAGUAUUCUGCCUAUCAUAAAAUAACUAAUAACAACAACAAAAAACAGCAAAAUGCUUACAUAGGUUUUGAUUAAAAAAAUAACAAUCAAUGCUAUUUAGUACUAUAAUGGUAUUUACUAACGUAAUAUUAUUAUUAAAAUCGUUUCUAAAAAUGUUCUAGGCUACCCUACCCAAGAAUUAGGGUUAAGGCUAAAAUAGGUUAUCCAUAUUGUUAGGGGUUAGGGCUAAAAUAGGUUAUACCUAGGGUUAAGGCUAAAAUAGGUUAUAGUAGGUUUAGGGUUUUUAGGGCAAAAAACAGUGUGUUUAUAGCUCGCUUGCUCCUCCCUGUGGCCUUCUGUGGGUACUACAAAACUCAUUUGUGACCCUUGCUAGGCUCAUAAUCUGAGGUAGCAACUAUGAGCUAGACCUAUCCAUUUGGUUUGCAACUCAGUGAACCUGCGCAGCAUUCGCUCAAUUCGAUGCCUACGAACGAACAGAUUUCGACGCAUAUCAAAUUACCCAUAAGCUAUUUAGUUUUAAUUAAAAAUGUAUUCUGGCUGUUUAAAUCAGCCACAUCUUGAAAAAGGGACAUACGUUUUGUUUAGGUUUACACCUUUUUCUGAAAAAAAAUAUGGUUAACCAUGACCAGAAAAUGUUUGAUGGCUAUGUGCCAGCCAUCGCUAGCACUGUGGGUCAACACAAUGUGUACCCAGGCAAACAGUGAGCUUGCUCACCAAUAGCCGUAACUUGGUUAAUAAUAAGUUGCCUGAGGUAAGCCUACGAGUUUAACGUGGGCAGGUCUCAUUGCCAGCAAUAGCGAAGCAGGCAUUGUGAUGCAGAACAAUGCCUGGGAAUAUACAUUUCGGAAGGCGAGUUGGUGCCACGGUGCUCAAUAGAACUAAUAGGAGCUGGCAGGGUGAAAAAUGCCCUAAAAUAAGGCCUGUUUUUAUCUCUAUAUGCCACUCUUCCUCAAUCUUUGCAAUAAUUUCUCUCUCCCCUUAACUCAGGAAGCAGAAAUAUUUUUACCGUGGCCGUCUGGACUGGGACGAGAGCUCGUCAGCUGGGAGAUACGUGAGGGAGAACUGCAAACCCUUACGGGUAAGAGAACAGCUCCUUUUCCCUCCCUUGUGUAUCACCCCACUACUUAUCUUCUUUCCCCUCUACUUCCCAUUCACCCCCUCAUGUCGGCUUAACCAGGGAUUUCUGAUAUCAAUCUCUAUUUAGACAUUAUUAAAAUGAACCCUAACCCCCAAUCUAGUAUCCACAUUUUCCUGAUUUUCAUUAUGCUGAUCACAUCUCUAUAUGCUCUCUCAGAGGUACCUGUUGUCAGAGGCCGAGGAGCACCAUCGGCUGUUUGACCUGAUUGAGAGCAUGCUGGAGUACGAGCCCGCUAAGCGCCUGGCCCUGGCAGACUCCCUCAGACACCCUUUCUUCGAAUCGGGGACAGCAGGCGAUGCGGUGGGGGGGAAGAGCUGGGAGGGCAACCGCGACAUCAGCCGGUGACCCCGUGACCUCCACACUCUUCUUUUAUCCUUUUAAAUUUUUUACAGACUCUUAACGAUAGAGCGAUUUAAGGUGGAGCAGACCGAUAUGACCACUUAAGGCGGUACGGCCAAAUUUGAUGGGCCUGACCAGUCUGUCUGAAAUCCUUUGGUCAUUCAUCACAGCAUGGACCUGUUUCCUCCUGCUUACUGUACUGCCCCCACCCAUCUCCACAGUUAGGAGAGAGGCUCAUGCUGGCAGCUAGAAGACCAGAAGGACUUCAGAAGAAGACAGACCUCUACUUAGUCCUCUCGGCUUCUGCUCCAACAGAAGACAAAUGACCAAGAGAGGAGUUUUUAGCCCAACCUUAAACUACCCAG